AUGGCUAACACCAUCAGACCCGAUCCUGAGUUAGAGAGAUUCAACUUCUACAAGCAAAAGCUGGGUGACUUCUUCCGUUUCCGCCCCAAGUCCGCCUGGUUCAAUGUCGUCUUCUGGGGCGUCGUCCCCGUCGGUCUCGCCCUCUACGCCUACGACAAGGAAGGCUUGUUCAGCUGGGCCGGCCACAAGAGACAAGCUAAGGUGUUGCCCAACGUUGACUACACCCCCAGAGAAAAGGACUUGUAA
This is a messenger RNA of Diutina rugosa, 246 nucleotides long. RefSeq lists its product as uncharacterized. The coding region runs from base 1 to 246 and encodes 81 amino acids. NCBI's taxonomy places the organism in Eukaryota, Fungi, Ascomycota, Pichiomycetes, Serinales, Debaryomycetaceae. The record is from RefSeq and is a predicted model, not a curated record. The transcript has a single exon.